GGCAGAGCUUGUCGGAAAACGGAUAGGCAUUAUAGGUUGCUAAAGUAAGAAGUAACCGGUUCAAGUGUUUACUGGAUCUUUGUGGGUUUGUUUACAAAUAAAUCCUUAAAAAUGUCUCGGGGUUCGAGUGCGGGAUUUGACCGCCACAUCACCAUCUUUUCCCCGGAGGGUAGACUUUAUCAAGUCGAAUAUGCAUUCAAGGCCAUUAAUCAGGGAGGACUGACCUCUGUAGCGGUGCGAGGGAAAGACUGCGCCGUUAUUGUCACUCAGAAAAAAGUUCCUGACAAACUACUGGACGCCUCCACUGUCACUCACUUAUUCAAAAUAACAGAGAACAUCGGCUGUGUAAUGACCGGCAUGACGGCUGACAGCAGGUCACAGGUACAAAGGGCUCGCUAUGAGGCUGCUAACUGGAUGUAUAAGUACGGAUACGAGAUCCCGGUGGACAUGCUGUGUAAGAGGAUUGCAGAUAUCUCUCAGGUGUACACGCAGAACGCAGAGAUGAGACCGCUCGGCUGCUGUAUGAUCGUGGUCGGGGUGGAUGAGGAAUGCGGCCCGCAGGUGUAUAAGUGCGACCCAGCUGGUUAUUACUGUGGGUUUAAAGCCACAGCAGCCGGCGUCAAACAGACCGAAGCUACAAGUUUCCUGGAGAAAAAGGUCAAGAAGAAGUUAGACUGGACCUUCGAGCAGACCAUCGAGACGGCCAUCAGCUGCCUGUCCACAGUUCUGUCCAUCGACUUUAAGCCGUCCGAGCUGGAAGUGGGCGUGAUCACCACACAGGAACCCAGGUUCAAGAUUCUGUCACAGUCUGAGGUCGACACCCAUCUCGUGGCCCUGUCUGAGCGCGAUUGAGAACGAAGACGUUAGAUUUGUGAGAAGCACUACGUUAUAUAUCCUCAGUAUUCAGGUCACCCUCUGCCCCGCCUUCUGUCCCACCCCCUGUCCAGCCUUUUGCUGUUUAUUUUGCUUUAACCUGCAACACCUCAAUAAAACACAACUCUUUUUUUGGACAUUGCUUUCUUUAACGCUUCUGACUGCGUGAUGAGAAAAUAUCUUUUAUAGCCUCACGAAGGUCUAAAAACAGGACCUGUUUUUAAAAAUUGAUGCAGAAACCAUUUUUCUAAAAGCGGUCACUUCCUGGUGGGUCGCUGCAGCAUCGUGCAAUUUCCUGUGUGAGUUUCCUCAAUGCUCUACAGUAAUCUCUGUACAGAGCGGCUUCUUCUGUCUGGUCUUCUUUCACUGAAGUGUAAGUGUGUGUGUGUGUGUGUGUGUGGCCACAUUAUUCUCCCCUAUGAUGAGUGGAACCCUGUAGUUUUUCUUACGUCAGUAAACAGGCUGCAUGUGUGUCUCUCACUCACUCUGUCUGACUGUAACUGAUUAUUUUACUUUAUCUGAGUUUUACUGUAACCCAAAAAUACAUAUGACAUUAAUAUGAAUAAAACAGUUAUAAAUAGA
This is a messenger RNA of Silurus meridionalis, 1455 nucleotides long. It is a transcript of the gene psma6a, whose product is annotated as proteasome 20S subunit alpha 6a. Gene Ontology annotation, cellular component: proteasome core complex; nucleus; proteasome core complex, alpha-subunit complex. The record is from RefSeq and is a predicted model, not a curated record. Lineage: Eukaryota; Metazoa; Chordata; Actinopteri; Siluriformes; Siluridae. The transcript is spliced from 7 exons. Bases 112 to 852 code for a protein of 246 amino acids. Gene Ontology annotation, biological process: ubiquitin-dependent protein catabolic process.